AUCACACAACUUCUGUCCGAGUGUUCUCUGUUCUCCAGCCUUUUCCUCCCCCACCAAACUCCCUCGAUUCCACCCCUUCCUCGAGACCUCCGGCCACCCACCCGCCAAGGCCCCCCUCCGCUCCGCGCCGUCCCCGCUGGACCACAACAACGCUUGCCUGUCCGAUCGGGAACGAGUAGAGUGUGUCACAGGAGAGCACGAUCCGCCCUUCCGGCCCCAAGGCGAGCGCCAUGGCAGACGCCGGCUCUCAUAUCGCCGCCGUCGUCGCCACCUCCACCUGCGCCCACUGUCAACGAGAAAUUCCAUCGUCAAACAUCGACUUGCAUUCCGUACACUGUGCUCGUAACCUUCAAAAGUGCGAGCACUGUGGAGAAAUUGUUCCCAGGAAGCUUAUGGAAGAACACUACAAUGAAAAUCACGCUCCGGUAAAUUGCUCCCUCUGCAAAGAAACCUUACAACAGGAGAUACUGGAUCUUCAUAAAAGAGAACAAUGCACACAGAGGAUGGUUGCGUGUGUAUAUUGUGAGUACGAAUUGCCUGCAAUUGAUAUUCAUGAACAUCAGGAUGUAUGUGGAAACCGAACGGACUUUUGUCAAACAUGCAAGAAGUAUAUUAGACUUCGUGAAUGGAUAGGGCAUGGAAUGCAGUGCCACCUUAGCUCAAAUGGUUCUGCAGAAUCAUCAAGUGCCAGAACCAUUCCAGAGAGAGAAGUGCAGCCUCCUCCACCGGUACGACCAGCACGUGCUGUGCCUGCUGCACAACACAGGCGACUUCUCUUUACGAUUGCUGUAACUGGAAUUGCUGUCAUGGUUGGAUCAAUACUGUUCCAGAAGGAGGAGAGUUUCUAGGUCCGGCAGCCAUGGACUUCCUAUGUCAGAGUUGUUUUCAACAGCAGUAUGAUAAAGAUAAUAUAAUCUCUUGAUGUAUAAUGGUAUCCCCAUAUUCAGUUGGCACGUCUUGCUUGCUUAAGAGUACAGUUCCAGUCAUGGCCUUGUUGGAAGAAUCGAAAUAACCAUCCAAAUAUUUGUUGUUCUCAGUGCUAUGUUUAAUUGUCUGAAAGAAACUAUUUAUAGUCCAUUUUCAGUUGACAUUACUGGAUGGAUCUAACACAAAUGUACUGCUGCCAUGUUGGUACUGCCGUUUCAGUGGGCAGCUGCUUAUGAUAUUUUGUGUGGGUGGAGCAACCCAGGAAUUUUUGCCAGUA
Molecule: messenger RNA, 1204 nt
Organism: Hordeum vulgare subsp. vulgare (domesticated barley)
Lineage: Eukaryota; Viridiplantae; Streptophyta; Magnoliopsida; Poales; Poaceae
Product: XIAP-associated factor 1-like
Exons: 5
Coding region: 231-848 (205 amino acids)
Source: RefSeq, a predicted model, not a curated record